GACAAGCAGUCAGCAGUUAGAGGCCAGGCCGCUGGUACGACAAGAUGGAGGUCUUAUUUUUAAGCCCAGUGCCAAUUUUGUUUGUACUGUUACUUAUAAACAUCGCAGAUGGUAACUGGCUGACUGAAGCUAAACGCUCCCGGUCAGGUCAACCUCAAAAGAGUAAAUCCAUGUUGACAAAGAUGCAGAGAAAUUCAGGAGAAUCUGAUUGGUCGUACCUCUUCGAUCACAACUUAGCUAGUCUUGAAACGCAUCUUAUCACUGAGUCCAACAACAUGCUGAACGGGUUGUUUGAAGAAACCGGAACCGGAAACUCAGGUAAUGAGCGAAUACGGAACGACCUUGGUGAUUUGAUGAACCAGCUAAGAGAUGUACGAACAAACAUGGAUAAGAUGUCAACUGCGCAUGCCAAUUUUGAGAAGAGAAUAAGUACCACUCUUCGCGAACGAUCCGAAAGUCAACAGAACACCAUGAAUGUGGAGAAUUUCCUUCGUGACCUGAAUGAAAUGUCAAGUAAACUAGCCGAGAUGAGUGGAUCUGUAAGUAGCCUCAGUGAGAGAGCCAGCGACAUCAGUCUCGUGGAUCCGGAUGUUACAAGACCUGCCUGACUGCCAUGAAGUGAAGGCCUGCAACAGACAAUACGAAGACGGCGAGUACUUCAUCUAUCCGAGAGCACUGGGAGGUCGAAAGGUCAAGGUCUUCUGUAGCGGGAUGGCUGGUCCUGACCCCAAGGAAUAUGUCACCCUUCACAACACUAAUACCGGCACCUACAACUACUCCCUCCGUACUGAUAACGACUAUUGUACUUUCCGAGACAGAGUCGGCGAUGCUGUAUCUACUUUCCGUAAAAUCCGGCUCGAUGUCCAGGAUAUGUCCGUACAAAGAUAUGACUUCACAUAUGCAGACAUUAUGGAAGAAGACCCGAAUGUAUGGAAGCCGCCCAAGUAUGGUGCUGGCGGGGGCUGUACCUGGGACUACGUGUACCGAAACUACCGGAACUGCAUUGCUCCCGGCGGAUUCGUCAUAGAUACUUCCGGAACUGGACUCAUAGUUGAUCCCGAGUUACAAUGGAUGUCCUACGGAUAUGGAGGUAGGCUUGAGACGGUAUACCGGAGUAACAACAACGCACACGUGACAGCCGCGUGCGACGGUUGGUGUGCCUGGUGCUUUCCGGUAGGGGAGAUGAUACUGCAGCUGGAACCUGCUGUUGGAUUGAUUGGAGACGCCACUGAACCAAUGUGUGUAUAAGAAAGUAUUUUUGACACUCGGGUGCAAUCUUCGUUUUUUAAUGAAUAUUUUAUGUGUCGAAUCAAUAUCUUUUAAGAUUGCUAGAUGGAAUUUACACAAAGAGUGUUGCAUUUAUCUUCUGAAAAUAUUAUGCACACGUGUCUUACUCAAUCAGAAGUAAAUAUUCCGUCUUUUCAUAAUGCAGAGUAAAUCUGCUCUUGUGAGCGAGUAUUGAUUGGUACGUCAUUAGUUUGCGUGAGAAAAUUACAUCGUUUUCUCACAAAUUGAUGACGUUAAUCUCACAAAAAGAUGACGUAACAAUCAAUACCUGCUCACAAGAGUAGAUAUCAAAGCAUUAUUAAUACUUAUACAUAAUAUCAUCAAAUUUUACGAUAACUAUUCGCCUUUCUCUUGUCAAUUCAAUGUACAGAAAGUCAAUCUACGAUAGUUCCCAAAGAUAAACCUGUAUCAUUCUGUACAACAUUUAUUUGUCUCCUAUCAUUAAUAGUUGUUUCAGAGAACUUUAAACCGUUUCAAAUUGUGCAUACUUAUUAUGACAUGACUUUGCUCAAUAAAAAAAGUCAAUUCAGAA
This is a messenger RNA of Pecten maximus, 1819 nucleotides long. Its product is annotated as A disintegrin and metalloproteinase with thrombospondin motifs 9-like. Bases 589 to 1248 code for a protein of 219 amino acids. The transcript is spliced from 5 exons. Lineage: Eukaryota; Metazoa; Mollusca; Bivalvia; Pectinida; Pectinidae. Gene Ontology annotation, molecular function: metalloendopeptidase activity; zinc ion binding. The record is from RefSeq and is a predicted model, not a curated record.